UGAGAGAACACGCCGGUGACGUGCCGGUCCCCUCCUCCUGUCCGCGGACACGGAGCAGCCGGCUCGGAGCCCCGACACGAAACGCGAUGGAGAGGUCGAAGCUGCCGGGGACGCGUAGAUGUAGCGGUGCUCGGGUUUUAUGUGCUUAAAAAGGCAUCUGUGGUGGAGCCAGGCGGCAGGCAGGGAUCCCCGGGAAGCAGUGGACAGAGAUGAGUGUUCUGGGAGUCGGCGGAAGUGGGAACUCUCCUAACAAUCCCUUUUUCCUCUGCUGAGAGACCCAGACUUACUUCCUUCCCACUCCUCUGCGAAAAGCUGUAGAGAAAACAGGGCACGAUGUACACCUUCCUGCCCGAGAACUUCACACCUGUGAAGCAGAAGCCCUCCAAGGAGCUGAGGCCCAUGCUCGGGGCCAUCUUGCUGGGCCUCAUGCUGUUCAUCGCCGCAGUGGUGGCCUGGUGCUACUACACGGUGUCCCUGCGGAAGGCGGAGCGGCUCAAGACGGAGCUGAUGGACCUGCGGGCGGAUGGCUUCGUCAUCAGGAACCAGCACGGGGAGGUGGUGUUCCGGCUGGCCUUCCGCUCGGGCAGCCUGGACCUGGAGUCGUGCUCCAAGGAGGGCGAGAUCCUGAGCUGCACGCGGUCCAGCCGGGGGCCGCUCAACUUCUUCAUCCAGACGGUGAAGCCCAAGGACACGGUGAUGUGCUACCGCGUGCGCUGGGAGGAGCUGGCGGCCGGCCCGGCGGUGGAGCACACCAUGUUCUGGGAGGACGCCCACUGGUACGGGGGCUCGGAGAUGAGCACCCAGCACUGGCCCAUCCGCCUGGCCGGCUACCAGGAGCCCGUGCCCUACGUGACCAGCGACGUCUACUCCUUCCGCGACAGCUUCGGCGGCAUCCUGGAGCGCUACUGGCUCUCCUCCAAGGCGGCGGCCAUCAAGAUCAACGACUCCGUGCCCUUCCACCUGGGCUUCAACGCCACCCAGCGCGCCCUCUUCUUCCAGGCCCGCUACAAGGACUCUCCCUACAAGCCCCCGCCGGGGCAGCCGCCCUUCCCCGAGCUCAGCUACCGCGUCUGCCUGGGCUCCGACGUCACCUCCAUCCACAAGUACAUGGUGCGCAGGUACUUCAACAAGCCCUCCAAGAUCCCCGCCGAGAAUGCCUUCCGAUACCCCAUCUGGUCCACCUGGGCACUCUACAAGAAAGAUAUAAACCAGGAUAAAAUUCUGCAGUUUGCGAGAAACAUUAAGAAGUACCGUUUUAAUUGCAGCCACAUAGAGAUUGAUGACAUGUACACCCAAGCCUAUGGGGACUUUGACUUUGACCCUGUCAAGUUCCCCAAUGUGACAGAGAUGUUUGCAAAACUGAGGGAAGAUGGCUUCAAGGUCACUCUGUGGACUCACCCUUUCAUAAACUACAAUUCCUCCAAUUUUGGUGUGGGGAUUGAGCGUCAGCUGUUCAUCAAGGAGCCGUCGGGGCGGCUGCCGGCCAUGGUGGAGUGGUGGAACGGCAUUGGGGCCAUCCUGGACUUCACCAACCCAGCAGCCCGGGACUGGUUCCAGAGCCACCUGCGCCAGCUCCGGCACAAGUACGGCAUCUCGUCCUUCAAGUUUGAUGCGGGCGAGACCAGCUACCUGCCCAAGCAGUUCAGCACCUUCCGCCCGCUCUCGGACCCCAGCAUCUGGUCCCGGCGCUACACGGAGAUGGCCAUCCCCUUCUACGAGCUGGCCGAGGUGCGGGUGGGCUACCAAUCCCAGAACAUCUCCUGCUUCUUCCGCAUCAUCGACCGCGACUCCGUCUGGGGCUACGAGCUCGGCCUCAAGUCCCUCAUCCCCACAGUGCUCACCAUCAGCAUGCUGGGGUACCCCUUCAUAUCUGCUGACAUGAUCGGAGGGAAUUUUUUCCCCAAUAAGACAAAUGGGGCGGUGGAGAUCCCCGACCGGGAGCUGUAUGUGCGGUGGCUGGAGCUGUCAGCCUUCAUGCCCUCCAUGCAGUUCUCCAUCCCGCCCUGGCUCUACGACAAGGAGGUGGUGGAGAUCGCCCAGAAGUUCACAGAGCUCCACGAGUCGCUGGUGGCCCCGCUGCUGCUGGAGCUGGCCGGGGAGGUCACCGACACGGGCGACCCCAUCAUCCGGCCCAUCUGGUGGAUCUCGCCCCGCGACAAGGCCACUCACAGGAUCGACUCCCAGUUCCUCAUCGGGGACACCCUCAUGGUGGCCCCUGUCCUAGAGAUGGGCAAGCAGGAGCGGGAUGUCUACCUGCCGGCGGGCAAGUGGCGCAGCUACAAGGGGGAGCUGUUUGAGAAGACGCCAGUGCUGCUCACCGACUAUCCCGUUGACCUGGAUGAAGUUGCCUAUUUCCUCUGGGUGUCCUAACAGGCUUCUUCUCCAGCUUUGGAAUAACCAUGCCUUACCUAGGACUUUCUAACAGAUAAUAAUUCUAAUUGCACAUUUCAUUUGUGACUGGGUUGGAGGAAGGGAAUUAAAUAGACUUCACUGUUCUUGGGGAUAAUUUUUUUUUACUUGGGGAUUGAUCUUGUUUUUUUUAAUUUGGGUCAGGUGGGAAACUCUGAUUGAAUAAUGGUAGGCAGCAAUUUCUCUGUAUAGGUCAGUAAGAAAUUGACAUUCUGUCUGCAGACACUUAGUAAACCCAAUACUUUGUCAGUUCCCAAGGAUUUCAAGACAUGGAAGUUGGUUAGUGCCAGUGGGAGCUUUUCUAGUUCUGUGGGAGCACCCAGCUCUGGGUAUGAGGGUGUGUGAUGUUGGGAGGGUUUCUGCAGCACAGGCAAAUAUAUUGAAAAGGA
This is a messenger RNA of Empidonax traillii (willow flycatcher), 2798 nucleotides long. Its product is annotated as myogenesis-regulating glycosidase-like. Gene Ontology annotation, biological process: skeletal muscle fiber development; carbohydrate metabolic process. The record is from RefSeq and is a predicted model, not a curated record. Bases 334 to 2370 code for a protein of 678 amino acids. Lineage: Eukaryota; Metazoa; Chordata; Aves; Passeriformes; Tyrannidae. The transcript is spliced from 3 exons. Gene Ontology annotation, molecular function: hydrolase activity, hydrolyzing O-glycosyl compounds.